GCUGACUGUUCUGCAGAGGAACCUUGAAAGACAGCUAAACAACAAGUGUCUACUGAGUGAUCUUCACAAGACCCCUGACCAUGGAUUCUCCAAUGUGCUUGAUCGAAAAUGACAAUGGCGAACUUUGUGUGGUGCAAGAAGCCAUCAGUUACCUGAUGGGACUGAAACACCAAAUCGUAGUUGUGGCGAUUGUUGGGCUGUAUCGCACUGGCAAAUCCUACCUCAUGAACAAACUGGCUCAGAGGAAAACAGGUUUUGCCCUGGGAGCCACUAUCCAGUCCAAGACCAAGGGUAUCUGGAUGUGGUGUGUCCCUCAUCCUCUGAAAGCUGACUGCACCAUUGUACUCUUGGACACAGAGGGGCUGGGGGACGUGGAGAAGGGGGAUUCUAAGAGUGAUACCUGGAUCUUCUCAUUGGCCGUUCUCUUGAGCAGCACUCUGAUGGAUUUGCCCUCUAUUCAUCUCCAUUCAAGGGGUACCAUUGACAACGAUGCUGUGGAGAAGCUUCAAUUUGUAACGGAGCUGACAGAGAGGAUCAAGGUGAAGGCAACUUCACCCACUGAUGAUGAGGAAGGCUUGGGUUCCCAGUUCAAUCAGUUCUUCCCUAAUUUUGUGUGGAUCGUCAGAGACUUCACUCUGCAGCUCGAGAUUGACGGCAGUGACAUCAACGCAGACGAGUACCUGGAAAAUUCCUUGAAACUCAAGAAAGGAUAUGGUAAAAAAAUCACAGACUACAACCUGCCACGCGAAUGCAUCCGGAACUUCUUUCCCUCACGCAGGUGUUUCGUGUUUCCCAUCCCAACAACUGCUGACAAGAUGCAGCAGCUGGACACGUUGGAUGACAGUCAGCUUUCUAGAGAGUUCAGAAACGUCACUGAUACUUUCUGCCACUUCAUUCACGAGACAAGCCCAGUGAAAACUGCCAAUGGGGGAAUCAGACUGAACGGACGAAUGUUGGGCCACCUGGUCAACACCUAUGUGGACACCAUAAACAAAGGCGAUGUGCCCUGUCUGGAGAAUGCCAUACUAGUCAUGGCUGAACUGGAGAACCAGGUUGCUGUGGAGGAGGCCUUUACAUUGUACAAAAAGGACAUGGAGGAAGUGAAGGCCUUGUUCCCUGUGGAAAGCUCCCAUCUGUCAAAGGACCACCUUCAAUCCCAGAAACAUUCCAUGCAGGUGUUCAUGGAAAGAUCUUUUAAAGACACAGAUGGAAAGUUCUGUACGAUCCUGGCGGAGAAAAUUAAAGAGUACGCCGCCAGCCUUGUCGAAGAGAACAAGGAUGCAUCAGAGAGGAAGUGUAAGGCCCUUCUUGAGAAGCUCUGUGCUGAAAUGGAUCAGGGUGUGAAGGAUGGCAGGUACUCUACACCGGGGGGUUAUGAGCUUUACUGCAAUCACCAUGACGACCUAGUGGCACAUUACCGAGCUGAGCCCAACAAAGGAGUCAAGGCUGAGGAGGUUCUAGAGCACUUCCUGAAGGUGAAGAGCACGGAGUUCAGCUCCAUUCUGCAAGCGGACAUAAAACUGACUGAAAAUGAGAAACAAAUACAAGCUGAGAAAAUGAAAACAUCUGAACUGGAGCAAGAGAAGGCCGCUUUAAAGGAACAACAGGAAGAGAUUGCACGCGCAAUAGAAAGCUUUGAACAAAGCAAGGAGGCGUACUUAAAUGAGAUGAUGCAGAAGGUAGAAAUGGAGAGGGAAGAACAGCAGAAAGAGUUCGACGAGAUGCUGGAAAGGAGAAUGCAGGAGCAAGCGUAUCUCCUGGAGCAGGGCCACAAGGAGAAGGCCAUGCUUUUGAAGCAGGAAAUUGAAGACAUACAGAAGGCUUAUAAAUUUGAAAGGGCGUAUGAUAUCCAGAAGCAGAAGGAGAUGAUGGAUGAUUACAGGAAUCUCACUCAGGCACAGCAACAGCAGAUAGAUGACUUAAAGGGGGCGCUCCAGAACAAAGAGUCGAAGCAAAGCUCAGACUGUAAUAUCCUGUGAUCCACGGUAAAACUUUGAAUGCCUAACUGUGACAGUUACUGCAGUGGGCUGAAUCAGGAGCAAACUGGGUGUUUUUUAUUAGACUUGAAUCUAAUUUGGCGCAAAACUACCCACCUCAUACUUGCCAUAAUAGGCAUAAAAACUUUAAGUAUAUAUAUUACACUAUAUUUGAGUAAAAUAUAACAAAAUAUUAGUUUAUGGAGCUGUAAUCACUGAGGUUAUUAAGUGGUGAUGCUCAGUGGAUACAUUUUUCUCUCUAGUGAUUCUCCCAGCAUUUGCAAACAUGUUCCCCAAAACAUUUUUAAAGUUUUUAGAAUAUAGAUUAUAUGAUAGUUUUAAAAUACUUGUAUUUUAUUGUUUUAUUUUACUAACAUACAUAUUUCUUCCAAAUCAACUAAAGUGACACUUUGGAUUUAAACAAAUUAUCAAUAAAAUCCGAAGGGGGAUGACAUAUUUAGAGGGUGUUAUUAGUAUUUAGUUAUCACUAAAGGUAAUUAUUGAAUAACUUUCUUCAGCAUGUAUCCUAUUCUGACAUCUGUUGGCCAGAAUAUUCAAUCAUUUUAAUCAGCAAAGGUAGAAAUACCAGCAACAUGAAACAGUAAGCAAACAACAUACACUAAUAGUUUUUUAUAGCUUCAUGGAUUUAUUGACCAAUACAUUAUAUUUCAUUAUUUUGAUUGAAAAAUAGACAACUAGAUGGCUUGCAGUACAGACGAUUGAUAUUUGUUUUGUUCAUUCUUAAUUAAAUAAAAGCUAUACAAAACAGAAAAUGCCUUAUUUGUCAUGUUUUUAUCAUUAGGCAAAAUAAUGGUGAUUACAGUUUUUUUCAAUCGCUAACAAGCGCUUGCCCAUACUUUAGAUAAUUUUUCUAAACUCUUAACACAGACUCACACCUACAAAACACAAUUGGCCAAAUUGUUCAUUUUCUU
Molecule: messenger RNA, 2908 nt
Organism: Esox lucius (northern pike)
Lineage: Eukaryota; Metazoa; Chordata; Actinopteri; Esociformes; Esocidae
Product: guanylate-binding protein 1
Exons: 12
Coding region: 81-1979 (632 amino acids)
Molecular function (GO): GTPase activity; GTP binding
Source: RefSeq, a predicted model, not a curated record